GAAGUGCCUAUAUAAACCAAAUUAAACGCACGGCAACAGAUACUAAAACACAAAUCAGAAGAAAGCAAAGCAACCAACAUUCCGUUGCCCGGCCAUCGACCAGUCCCAUUGCUGCACGGUGAUGAUGAGGUCGACGGCGGCAGUGUUCUUGGCGAUGGUGGUCGUGGCCACGCCGUUGCUGGCCUCUUCGCAGCCGAUGCCGGCGCCGCCCGCGCCGCCGACGAACAACUCGCGGCUUGAGAAGGCUUACGUGGCGCUGCAGGCGCUGAAGCGCGCCAUCACGGAGGACCCCAAGAACCUGACGCACAACUGGUGCGGGCCGGACGUGUGCAGCUACUACGGCGUGUACUGCGCGACGGCGCUCGACGAUCCAUGCGCGCGCACCGUGGCGUCCGUGGACCUCAACCACGGCGACCUCGCCGGCACGCUGCCCGAGGAGCUGGGACUCCUCACCAACCUCGCCGUCUUCCACCUCAACUCCAACCGCUUCUGUGGCACCCUCCCCGACUCCCUCCGUUCCCUCCACCUCCUCCACGAGAUUGACGUCAGCAACAACCAGCUCUCCGGCAGCUUCCCCUCCCAGCUCCUCUGCCUCCCCAACGUCCAGUACGUCGACAUCAGGUUUAACAACUUCUGCGGCGAGGUGCCGGCAGCGGUCUUCGAGAAGAAGAUCGACGCGCUGUUCAUCAACAACAACCACUUCGAGUUCACACUGUCGGAGAGUUUCAGCAAGUCCACGGCGUCCGUGAUCGUGCUGGCCAACCUGCCGCGGCUGGGGGGAUGCCUGCCGAGCAGCAUCGGCGACAUGGCAGGGACGCUCAACGAGCUGAUUCUCCUCAACAGCGGCAUCUCCUCCUGCAUCCCGCCGGAGAUCGGCAAGCUCGACAAGCUCACCGUGCUCGACCUCAGUUUCAACAACAUCACCGGCACACUGCCAGACAGCAUCGGCAACAUGAAGGCGCUUGAGCAGCUCAACAUCGCACACAACAGGCUCUCCGGUGAGAUCCCCGAGAGCAUCUGUGCGCUGCCUCACCUCAAGAACUUCACCUACUCCAACAACUUCUUCUGCGGCGAGCCACACCGGUGCCUGGAGGUGCCGCACAUCGACGACCGGCAGAACUGCAUCGCUGGACGCCCAGACCAGCGGCCUGGCGAGCAGUGCAUCGAGUUCCUGCACCAGCCGCCGGUGCACUGUGACGCGCACGGGUGUUUCGCGCCACCAUCACCGCCACCCCCGGUGUAUGCGCCUCCACCGCCGGUAUACUAAUAAGUGGCAGUAAAUGGUAAUACUGGAAUUUGUAACUGUUUGCUGCCUUUGGGCUGUGAGAGAGGGUAAAGUUGCACACAUGUGGUACAUACUGUAAUCUUUAUUUUUCAGAGAAAAGGUAAUAAUGGAUUGAUAGAUUUGCAUUA
Molecule: messenger RNA, 1413 nt
Organism: Lolium perenne
Lineage: Eukaryota; Viridiplantae; Streptophyta; Magnoliopsida; Poales; Poaceae
Product: leucine-rich repeat extensin-like protein 6
Molecular function (GO): protein binding
Source: RefSeq, a predicted model, not a curated record